Molecule: messenger RNA, 2146 nt
Organism: Drosophila melanogaster (fruit fly)
Lineage: Eukaryota; Metazoa; Arthropoda; Insecta; Diptera; Drosophilidae
Gene: SH3PX1
Product: SH3 and PX domain containing 1
Exons: 3
Coding region: 143-1840 (565 amino acids)
Biological process (GO): mitotic cell cycle; protein transport
Cellular component (GO): cytoplasmic vesicle membrane
Molecular function (GO): phosphatidylinositol binding
Source: RefSeq, marked reviewed
UGUCAGUUUAAUUCCGUAAUCCAAGAAACGGUAACACUUCACACUUGGUGAUUCAGAAUUAGUAGAUAUUUCUUGUCUGUUUAUGGCCCCUGUGAAGACAGGACUCGAAUUAGCGUAAAGGAACGACCAGGAGAGCACCAAGAUGACCUCGUACGUGCGUGCCAUGUACGACUUUACCGGGGAGCCGGGCUCCUCGGAGCUCUCCAUCGCGACUGGCGACGUGCUCUCGGUGACCCGGAGCGAUGUGGGUGAAGGCUGGUGGGAGGGCAAGAAUGCCCGUGGCCAGAUUGGCCUCUUCCCGGCUGCGUACGUGGAGGUGAUGUCGGCGGCCGAAGCCCAGAAGCUGAGCGCCAGUGGAGCGACGUCGGUGCCACAGGUUCCGGAUCCCUUCGCCUCGCCCCCUUUGCCGCGUUACGAUCAGACGGCGGAUGAUGAUGGCAGCAACUGGGAUGAUGAGGACGAUUGGAGCGACGACAAUGACACGUACUCGGAAAUUGGUCCAGGUGGCCAGAAGUCUGCGGGACAGUCGGCUCGCGCUGGCGGAUUGUCGCAUUCCACCAGUGACUACGAUAACAAACACCUGCCCAUCGCGCCCAACGAUGAUACCCAAUCACUGGCCUCCGUGGCUGGUGGGACUGGUGCUGCUGGCACCGUCAAAAAGGGCAUGUUCGCCAAAAGUUCCGAUUCAUAUAUACUCGGCUUGUCCAGCACCAAGGAGAAGAUACCCGAAUGCGAGAUGGCCUACAUUACACAGGUGGAGGACUCGAUCUACCAGUGGACGCAGAACCAUUCGCCCUACUCCGUUGUGGUGGCCAGUCCCAAAAAGGAGUCCAAAUUCAAGGGGAUGAAGACGUUCAUUGCCUACCAACUGACGCCUAGCUUCAACAACAUAUCCGUGUCACGUCGCUACAAGCACUUCGACUGGCUGCACGAACGUUUGGUGGACAAGUUUUGCCUGAUUCCGGUGCCACCGCUGCCGGACAAGCAGAUCUCCGGCCGCUAUGAGGAGCAAUUCGUGGAGCAUCGACGUGUGCAGCUGCAGGAGUUCGUCGACUGGGUGUGCCGCCAUCCGGUGAUCUCCAAAUGCGAGGUCUGGUACCAUUUCCUCACUUGCCGCGACGAGAAGAUCUGGAAGUCGGGCAAACGCAAGGCGGAACGGGAUCCCUACAUGGGCGUCAACUACUGCCUGGCCAUCUCGCCGCCGGACAAGAACCUGCUGCACUCUAAGGUGGACGCACAGGUGGAGCUGGGCACCCAGUUCAUACACAGCAUGGACGUGGCAGUACGCAACCUGAACAAUAUAUCCAACGACAUGGCCAAGCGCUCCAUGUCGCAGAGUAAAAAGGAGUUCCAGCGCAUUGGCGACGGACUCUCCGACCUGGCCAAGGCAUUGGCCAUCGAUGAGCGGCGUGCGCCCACCCGAAACGCGGUUCCGCUCUCCGAGAGCGUCGGCCGCAUCGGUGGCAUCUUUAUCGGUAUUGGACAGGCCUUUGGCGACCAGCCAAAGCAUGAUUGGAUUCCCCUCUCGGAUCGACUUCACAUCUACAGGGGCGUUCUCAACUGCUUUCCGGACAUCUUCUCCACGCACAAGGGUGCCAUACAGAAGCGAAAGGACUGCGAGAAAUUGGCCGGCGAGGGCAGGAUGAAUAAUCCCCAGUUGCACGACGUUAACCGGCGCACAGAUGUCGUCUCCUACACGGUGCUGGCCGAGCUGACCCACUUCAAGAGCGAGCGGGAUACGCAUUUGAAGCAUACGCUUAAGAAUUUCAUUGCCGAACAGAUUAAGUUUUACCAGGGCGUGGUGGCGCGCCUGCAGGAGGCCAGCCGUCAGAUUGAGUAGAUUGGCCCUUGGCCCAUGGCGACGACGACUCAUCGCUGAAGAGAUCGACGGCUGGGAGCACAAAGAAACCGCACCGGGCACACACUUCCACACAGAGAUACAUAGCUGAAAACAUUCGCACGCGCGCAUUUCAAAUGCCUUCGAAAGGAACUCUUACUUUAAGCGUGGUUCUAACUAAAUGUUAAACAGAAAAAAUAUUACAUAAUGUUGUUUGUAAGUGAAAAGUUGCGUAUUUAUACAGAAAUUAACUUUUAUAUGCCUAUUAUACACUGAACUUGAGAUGCAAAUAUAACUAUAUUUAUACAG